Messenger RNA from Tremella mesenterica DSM 1558, 2896 nucleotides. RefSeq lists its product as uncharacterized. The coding region runs from base 40 to 2811 and encodes 923 amino acids. Gene Ontology annotation, cellular component: mitochondrial inner membrane. The transcript is spliced from 10 exons. NCBI's taxonomy places the organism in Eukaryota, Fungi, Basidiomycota, Tremellomycetes, Tremellales, Tremellaceae. The record is from RefSeq and is a predicted model, not a curated record.
CGUCGCUAUGCAUCAUUCUACAUAUCAAACGUCUUUCCCAUGCGUAUCGCCUACUGGGACCCUCGACCGGUAUGGGCCACUCUUCGUGAAGAGACUUUGAUGGAACGUCUUCACGAUAUUUCGUCAAAAGUCAAGGGUCAUGGGUUUAAAGUGGAAUCGUGGGAGGUAGCGAGGAAAGAUGGUGGUGUUUUCCUUCAUUUCUCUUAUCUCCCACCUUCAUCGACCCAUAUCGAACAUGAAGAAGAGAGUGAGAUCGGUAGACUUACAGGAUUACCAGAAAGUAGUGGGGAUCCGUAUAGUCCUGGUAAACUCUUUUUGGAACAAUUGGUAGAGAGUGCGAACAAACAUGGUGGAAUGCCGAGUUGGAUAGGACAAUGGUGGGCAAAUUCAAUGUAUGGUCAGAAAGGUGUAGCGGGACAUACAAUUUACACCGCUGAAGCUGGAAAGGUCCGAAGUGUCGUCGAAGAAGAAGAACGGGGGGUUGUGAAGACCGGCGAGAGUGGGUUGAACGGAGUUCAGACUGCUGGUGGCGGACGAAGGGCUUGGGUUGUGAAAGGGAGACAAUGGACAGAGGACAUGAACCGCUUUCCCUCUCAACGCCUUAGAGUCGAGUUUGAUGGACCGGACGUAUCUCAAGAAAUGCUGUAUACAUUGUUUAGACCAUAUGGGAGAUUACAUGGGUACUCCACCCCCACUAACACUGGCGACCACACACUAAGGGCAUCCGGAUCAGACCCAUCAAUCCCUCUAUCCCGUCUGAGGAUAUACUACGAACGUCCACUCAAGGCUCACGCAGUACGAGAUUGGAUCAGUGGACAUCCUCGGAUAGCCUUGCCGGUCAUCGCUUUCCUCAUCGGAACAUUGAGCUAUACCUUCUUUGACCCUAUCAGAGCAUUCUUUGUUAGAAGUAAAUUGGAAGGAGUGUGGGACUUGGAGAAAUAUUCCGUGAUUAAAUACCUCCGUUCCAAACUGUCCCUCUCUUCACUUGGCUUCCGUUCGUCACCUCCUUCCCUCCCCGACGCAAUAGGUAAAGACGCCUGGCAGGAUCGAGUAGAGGCUGAGAAAAGUGUCCAGAGAUGGUUGGCAGAAUAUCCCAGUACUUUCAUUACUAUCACCGGACCUUCGGGAAGCGGGAAAAUGAGUCUCGUCACUAGAGUGUUGGGUAAAGCCGAGAAGCCAAAUUUGGUGAUUGAUUGUGGUGAGAUUGCCAAGGGUAAAUCGGAUGGAGCGGUAGUCAGUGCUUUGGCCGACCAGACGGGAUACUACCCCGUCUUCUCCUUCUUGUCUUCGUUGAACGGUCUGAUAGAUCUCGCUUCUGUCGGUCUUAUUGGUCAGAAAGCCGGUUUUUCAACACCCGUAGACCAACAACUCCGUCAAAUGCUAGAAAUUGUCGGUGGAGCACUCAAGGACGUUUCUUCCAAAGCCAGAGAAGAUCAUGCCCGGUCUGUCCAAUAUAAACGCGAACAAGAGCUGGUCGCUGCGGAUCACGCACGUCGAAGGGAGAUGAUCAUCCGUGGAGGAUGGCAUGACGGUCGACUGGACUGCAUAGCGGGUAAUGGACCCAUUGCAGAGUUAGGUAUGGGGAUCGAACCUUUCUCUGAAUCCGACUUGAUCUCCACCCCAUUCUCACCUUCCACCACCGGGAACCCCACAGCAAGCGAGAAUCCAAUUACCCCAAGCACAGACCUCAAAUCGGAGGGUACAGGGGAUAUGGACAUCGAUGCGGAAUCUGAAUUCAUACGAACUUUGCCUAUCGUAGUAUUGAAGAAUUUCUCACAGAAAACGGCCAAAGGGGAUUUAUGGAGUGUUUUAGCGGAAUGGGGCGCUAGUUUGGUGGAUGGAAGAGUAGCGCAUGUCAUAGUGGUCACAGAAUCAGCUCCUGCGUUGAAAUCUUUGACAAAGGCUCUUCCGGCCAAACCAUUGAAUGGAGUAGGGUUAGCGGAUGCGGACGAGGAGAAUUCUUUGAAGUAUGUGGAAGAGAAAUUGAAAUCUGGUAUCAAAGGUGAUGGAGAGGUUUCUCAAGAGUCUUCCUCCUCUCUUUCUAAAGUCAACUCUAAAACUGGACCGAAAACGAAAACAAUCGGUUCAACAAGUGGUCUCUCACUUGAAGAUGAAGAACAAAUCAAAAAGCUAGGAGGAAGAAUGGUCGAACUUGAAACCCUUGUAUAUAAAGUCAGAACUGGAUCAAAUAUCAAAUUGGCUGUGGAAGAUAUAGUUCUUCGACAUGUGGUAGAAUUAAGGAAAGCGGCUUUUGGGGAUGAUGAAAAUGAUGCUAAAGGUUUACCUUGGAAUAGGAGUCAAGCCUGGAAAGUUGUUAAUGAGUUGGCAAAGUCCGGCGAGUUGUCAUACGCUAGUCUACUUCAAAACUUUCCUUUCAAAGGAGCUGAAUCAGCUUUGAAAGCGAUGGAGGAACACGAGUUGGUUUCUAUUGGGUAUGUGGAUGGAAGGGCGGAUGUGGUAAGACCUGGAAAACCUGUUUUCCGUUAUGCAUUUGAAGCUUUGGUCAAUGACCCUACAUUCCGCGCAUCAUGUCAGAUAGACUAUAACACAGCUCUCAUCUCCACAGCUCAAUCAACUAUCAAAUCAUGCGAAGAAGAACUUCUCACUCUGAAGGACAUAGUCUCGGGGGGUGAAGAUAAACUAGGUCUUUCGUCUGGGUUCAUGGGUUUAGGAUCAGGUUCAGCUGUUAAAGAGAGAGCUAGAUGGUUGUUGGAAAAGAUGGGUAAAAGUGUGGAACAAUUGAAAGUGUGGGAAGCGGAGAAUGGGGAGAUGAUAAAGGUUUUAGAAGGUAAGAUGGGGAGGGUCAAGUGAGAUUGGAACCCCUUGCUCUAUUGAAGACAUGUAUGAUCUAUCUCUCUUUUUUGUUGAUUGAUAUGCACUUCUCACAUGGGUCUUC